ACUUUCAGCCAGUUCCCCUGCGUACGCCGUGGCAUCAGCACGCAACAAAACCGAGUUCCAAUCCAAUCCAAAUCCGAUCUGAUCUGAUCUGAUCCCAUAUAUACAUAUAUCCUCAAGCGAAAGCGAAAUCUCAAACUUAACUCGCCGCCAUGGAGUUCAACAAUCGUCUGCUGCUUAAAAUCAUUGAGUUGGCCAUUGCCAUCUGCUGCAUUGUGAUGUACGAGGUGGUGGGAGCCCUGUCCUCUCGUCCCCUCAUUGUUUGCGGCACCAUUGGUGGCUUCACAAUCAUUUGUGGCGUUCUGCUGAUCGGACACGUGAUCAAUUCGCUGGUGGAGAAGCGCCUGAAUGCCCUGAUCUCGCUGAUUGGCUGCGUGGCCUUUGUGACCUCUGGUGCCUUGGUGAUCGAUGAGUGGCAUGAUGCCAUCCUGCAGAGCGACAGGAAGCGUAAUGCCAUUGCCGCCGGUUCGCUGAUGAUCAUCAAUGGGGCUGUCUUCCUACUGGAUACCCUUUCCAUUUGCCGAACGUAAAGAUUCUUUUACAAAACAGAACUUUAUUGUCAGCUAAAUGCGCUUUAAAUUACUGAUUUUUUUUUUUGCAAAUCGAAUAACUCAUGAAGAGAAAAACGAAGAAUCUAAAAAAAGAUAUAUAUAAAUAUAUAUAUAUAGAGAGAGAGGUAUAUAUGUAUAGGUAUAGCUGGGGCAAGGGGAAAAUUAACUAUAUUCAUUUUUAAUGAAAAUAAAAAUUAAAAAAAGGUUUUUAUUGAGAAAAGAAUUAUUUUAUUAUUUUUUUAGCUUGAAUAUUAAUUUUUAAAUCAAAAUUAAAUUAAAGAAAGAAAUUAUAGAAAACAAAAUAAUAUAUAAAGUUUAAUGAUCAAAAUUCAAGAACAAAACUCUUCAAGAUUUAAAAUUUUUUUAAAUAAAAUUUAAAUAAUUAAUUUAAUUAUAGAAAGGUUUUUAUAAAGAAUAAAAUAAUAAUCAAAAUUCCCAAAAAUUCAAGAACAAAAAUUCUUCAAGAUUUUACAUUUUACAAAAAAUUAAUUUAAUAAAUUCUUUAAUAUCUAGCAAUUUUCCCAUUGCCUUAUAUAUAUACCUAAAUAUUAUACCCAAAUUUUUUUUUGUAUGAACAUCCAUAUUUGUACAUGUGUCCAUGUAUACGUUUUGUAUGUAGCACUUAAGCUAAUCUCAGAUUUAUGCACGCCGCUAAAGAUUCCCAUUGCAGGGAGCUUGAAAGAACCUCAGAUUAUUAUUAUAUUUACAGGAAUCCAUUAAAUAUAUAUAUGUAUAUGCGCACAUACACACACCAGUA
Messenger RNA from Drosophila kikkawai, 1305 nucleotides. RefSeq names its product protein snakeskin. Gene Ontology annotation, cellular component: plasma membrane. Lineage: Eukaryota; Metazoa; Arthropoda; Insecta; Diptera; Drosophilidae. Gene Ontology annotation, biological process: septate junction assembly. The record is from RefSeq and is a predicted model, not a curated record.